AUGGCAGAGGCGGACGAUAGUAAUUUCUACAUUGAGCUACAUAAGAAUCCAAUUAGAUUUGACCCUGUUGAUAAAGUGACCAACGUCUUCUACGAUGAUGCAAACAAGCAGGUGUUUGCUGUGCGGUCAGGUGGAGCCAUGGGUGUGGUGGUCAAAGGCCCGGGUGAAAAGGAUUCUGUAACAUUCAGAGUUGAAAGUAGAGGAGAUGUGAUUUCCAUCAAAUUUUCUCCAGACCGACGAGUUCUAGGCAUACAACGUUCAACAAAGUCUGUGGAAUUUAUAAACUUCAUGACAGAUAUGACAGCAGAUCAGUUGGAAUACUCUCAAACCUGCAAGGGUAAAUCCACCAACAUAAUGGGAUUUGUGUGGACUGGAGUGAAUGAGAUUGUCUUUAUAACAGACCACGGCAUUGAGUUCUAUCAGGUUACUCCUGAGAAAAGAAUGCUGAAGUGUGCUAAAACAAUCAGUCUGAGUGUUGCCUGGUUUGUGUGGCAGGUAGAAAGUUCAAUAUUGCUGUUAGCAUCAGGUGCAUUAGGAAACACAUUGAAUCCAUUCCUGUUCAGGGGUACAAUGACAAAACUGCCAAAGUUUGAAGUAGACUUACCAUCGGUACAGAAACAGUCGAAGACUCCUCUACUGGAGCGUGACGUCAUCAUGGCCAUUAUAUAUGGCCAGCUGUAUAUAGUUAUCCUGAGGCAUCAGCCUCGACCUGGGUCUGUAGGGGCAGAGAUUGUAUUGUACCAGAUCAUCAGGGAUGGACCUGCUAGGAAGACAAAUGUAUUAAAAUUGGAUAUGAGUGGACGCUUUGCUAUCAACGUUGUGGACAAUCUAAUCCUGGUCCAUCACCAGGCCUCUAGAACAUCUGUGAUAUUUGAUAUUCAACAGGAAGGAGAAUCAGAUGGCUAUGUAAUGUCUCAUUACCCAGUUGUCUCCCCUUUGCCCAUUAAACCUUUUACACUUCUGCUUCCAUCACUCAAUCUGCAAACAGGAGCAAACAAAAUGGAAUACUCCUGUGAACUAUAUUCCCCAAACUGGAUUGUCUUUCAGCCCAACAUUAUAAUAGAUGCUAAACUAGGCUGUCUGUGGUAUGUGAAGCUGCUGUUGGGACCACUAGUUGUUAUGAUUCCUGACAAGUGUCGACUCAUCAAGUUCCUGCUGCAGAGGACAGAUAGUAAGUCUGAAAUCCUGUCUGUCUGCCGGAACAUGAUGGUGCCUGGUAAACAGGCGAACCUGCGAACCAUUGCGUCAGUCCUAGACAUGCUUAACAAAGUGUACCACUCACAUUUGGAGUCUGAGAUAAACCAGCUGGCAACUGACACACAAUCUCGGCCCUCAGAACCACGAAGACGACAAGUUAUUGUAGACCAAUCUGAUGCCUACACCCAUAUCUUUUCCAUCUUUGAAGACAGAAAGGAUAUGAAAUACAAGUUUAUUGUUGCUGUCCUGAUAGAAUAUAUCCGUUCACUGAACCAACACAGCAUUCCAGUCCAGCAUUACCUGUAUGAGCUGAUCAUCAACACCUUGGUCCACAAUAACUGCUGCUACCAACUUCAUCAGUUUCUCCAGUACCAUGUGCUGAGUGACUCAAAACCACUGGCUUGUCUGAUGCUGUCCUUAGAGAGUGUAUACCCACCGGCUCACCAAUUGGCUCUAGAUAUGCUCAAGCGUUUAUCUACAGCUAAUGAAGAAAUAAUUGAAGUUCUACUGUCCAAACAGCAGCUACUUCCUGCCUUACGAUUUAUACGAAGUGUGGGAAUCACGGACACUGUGUCAGCUCGGAAAUUCUUGGAGGCAGCCAAGUCCACAGAAGAUAACAUGUUGUUCUAUACUGUAUUCAAAUUCUUUGAGCAAAGAAACAUACGUCUUAGAAAUAACCCUAAAUUCCCUCAAGGCGAACACUGCGAGCAGUACACACGAUAUUUUGAAGGACUAUUUGGGACAGAUGCUCUUGCCCAAACAUCUCCAACGUAGCCAUGACAACAAAUUGUGACAGAUCAAGUGCUGUGAUAAUUGUACAUAGAACAUAUACAUUUUAUCAAAAUAUAUCUACUGAAACUUCCAUUAUAAUUGAACACAAGAGUAGGUUUUUAACCUUUCUUGAGGAACAGAAUUUGCAUAUUCGUCAAGGUAGUAUGAAAUCAAUGUGAAAUGUAACGACUUUCAUUGGAUAUCCCACUCACAUCAGAGUUAUGGUCACCCAGACUCUUUCAGAAUAUUUUAGUUUUCUUUUCCUUUUAGCAGUUAUACUUUGAGUUAUCUCCCUUAGCUACCCUUUCAACAUUUUGCAAAUGGCAGCAUGCUAUACUUCAAUGUCUGUGCUUGUUUGUCUAGUUUAUGUUUAAUUCAGUUUUAAAUACUCAAAUUUUGAACAAAAAAAAACAUGAAAUGCACAAUUGAGAUGAUACUAUUCUGAAAUAAGGCCUAUACAAUGUGUAAACAAAUAUAUCAUCCAAAGUCAUACCUUGCACCUGCCUGCAACACUACUGGGUGUAUGUAAUAGAUUUGCAGAAUAAAAUCUUAGGAACAGCUGAAAAAUUAAUAACCAAAAGCUUAUCACGCAGGAUCAUGAAAGUAUGGUGUGUAGCAUUGUUUGGAUGGAACAAUUCCAGAGGUGUUCUCUUGAAUUUACCAAUCGUACUGGCUAUGUAACUGACAGGAGGCCAGCAUGUGAUUUUUGGAAUAUUUGUAUCAUUACCUAGAUGUAGGUUCAUGAAAUUUGGAUUAGUUCCAUGAGGAAUGAAUAAGUCUACAACUCGAUUAUCUGUCUAGACUUUACACAUUAUACCUUCUAUAUGAUAUUUGGCCUGUAGCAUACUGGGGUGAAAGGCUUGAAAAUUGUUCAAAUAAACGACCCUGACCCCAUUGCAAUUAAAAUGGUACAGUAACAAAUAACCUUAACCAAGGGCCCUUCCAAAGUUAUGAUGUAGGCUGCAGGGGCGAAGGUCUAUCUAGUCAGUUUAAAUUAACUACGUUGAUUCCCUUUGAAGAUUGUGCUUGAGUAAUGGAUUUUUACCCCAAGAUAAAUAAGGCAAUGUUACAUCAGGUCAGUAUGGUGCUUGCUUGCCUGCCGAUAGGUAGGUUCUAAUCUGUUUAAAUGUAACAGGUGUGAAACAUCAGCAGCAUACAACUGUAUUUACAGUACUACUGAAGAUCUUAUCCCUGUCUCACUACUCUCUCUGGAAAACUGGGAGACUUUGUGGGCUGCUAUUAAUAGACAUUGUUUUUGAGUAGGUGACAUUAUGAACACAUUGUUAAGGAUUGCCAUUAUUAUGUUGAAACUGUAAUCAAAAAUGUAUUUAUCCAUAUAACCAGGAUCAGCCUAUAGUGACAUGUGACCUUUACACAUACUACUAGUAUUUUACCAUUUGGAAAUUAUUAGUCAUCUAUUUCCACUUAAAGUGUAUUUUUCUAUUCAAUGCCACUUGAAAGAAUCGUUUUUAGUUCAACUUUUCUGUUUUAAAAAAGACUUCAUCUCAAUAACAGAAUGGCCCAGACUUCUGAUAUUUGGCAUGUAGCAUGCUGGGAGGAAAUUAUUAAUUAAUUAAUGAACUUGGCCCUCUUGAAAGGUCACAGAAGUCAAAUAUAUGUAUGAAGUCUUUAGACAACUUCUCAAUCACUGAAAGAUUCUACGUACUGAUAUUGGUUUCAUAGCAUGUUGGGAUGAAAGGCUUCCAACUGUUCAGGAGAAUGACCUUGAUCAAUCUUCCAAGUUACAGAGGUCAAAUAAAUUGAAAGCUCCAAACAUAUUCUCAAUAACCAUAUGAUAUGAGGGCUACCAAUUCAGUUUGAUGAAUUCAAUCCAGUUUCAAGGUAACAGGGUCAAAUAUUCUAAAAUCUUCAAAUAACUCCUUCUCAAUGACCAAAAGGCACAGGGUAAUGAAAUUGGGCUUUUGGCAUGCUGGAAUGAAGGCAUACCAAGUUUUGUUCAAUUGAACGGCCUUGACCCACUUUCAGAGUCCGGGAAUAAACUGUGUAAACAUUUUCAAAUGACUUCAGCUGAAUAACCAAAAGGCCCAGGGCCAUGAUUGAUCAUGAUCCAAUUUCAAGAUAACUUGGAUCAAAUUGGUUAAAAUCUUCUAAUUACUUCUUAAUAACCGUAAGGACAUUGAUAUUGAUAUUGGAGUUGCAGAACAGGAAAGCAAUUCAGGCUCAUUAGGCCUCUUGGUGUAUGUAGAACUUUAGAAGAGAGAGACAAAGACAGUCACAUAUAAUUAUCUAGUGAAUUAAUUAAGAACUAAAUUCUCAAUAUAUAGUUGUUCCGGAGAAGUAUGUACUAAAUUCACUGUUGGCAGUACAUCACACUAUCCUGUGUAUCUGUUUUGAUUAUGUUUCCUUUUCAAAUUUUGCCCAGAUCCUGUUUCUAGGUCACCUGAGAUUAAAGUCUUAUAGAUUACCAUAACCUUUUACUCCAGUGCUGUGUGUCCCCUCUUCUGAAAAACUGAAUUAAUUUCAAUGAAAUUUUGCAUACACCUUCUAUUGCCAAAGUUGAACUAAAAUUGUGAAUUAUAUGGUCAGAUGACCUGGGAUGUUUCUAUACCAUUAGAGGGGAUGUUUCUAUACCAUUAGAGGGGAUGUUCCUAUACCAUUAGAGGGGGUGUUUCUAUACCAUUAGAGGGGGUGUUUUUAUACCAUUUAAGGGGGUGUUUCUGUACCAUUAGAGGGGGUGUUUCUAUACCAUUAGAGGGGGUGUUCCUAAACCAUUAGAUGGGAUGUUUCUAUACCAUUAGAGGGGUGUUCCUAUACCAUUAGAGGGGAUGUUUCUAUACCAUUAGAGGGGGUGUUUCUAUACCAUUAGAGGGGUGUUCCUAUACCAUUAGAAGGGGUGUUUCUAUACCAUUAGAGGGAGUGUUUCUGUGCCAUUAGAGGGGUGUUCCUAUACCAUUAGAGGGGGUGUUUCUAUACCAUUAGAGGGGGUGUUUCUGUACCAUUAGAGGGGUGUUCCUAUACCAUUAGAGAGGUUGUUUCUAUACCAUUAGAGGGGUGUUCCUAUACCAUUAGAGGGGAUGUUUCUAUACCAUUAGAGGGGUGUUCCUAAACCAUUAGUGGGGGUGUUUCUAUACCAUUAGAUGGGUGUUCCUAUACCAUUAGAGGGGUGUUCCUAUACCAUUAGAGGGGUGUUCCUAUACCAUUAGAGGGGAUGUUUCUAUACCAUUAGAGGGGUGUUCCUAAACCAUUAGUGGGGGUGUUUCUGUACCAUUAGAUGGGUGUUCCUAUACCAUUAGAGAGGUUGUUUCUAUACCAUUGGAGGGGGUGUUUCUAUACCAUUAGAGGGGUGUUCCUAUACCAUUAGAUGGGAUGUUUCUAUACCAUUAGUGGGGGUGUUUCUGUACCAUUAGAGGGGGUGUUUCUAUACCAUUAGACGAGGUGUUCCUAUACCAUUAGAGAGGUUGUUUCUGUACCAUUAGAGGGGUGUUCCUAUACCAUUAGAGGGGGUGUUUCUAUACCAUUAGAGGGGGUGUUUCUGUACCAUUAGAGGGGUGUUCCUAUACCAUUAGAGGGGGUGUUUCUAUACCAUUAGAGGGGGUGUUUCUGUACCAUUAGAGGGGGUGUUUCUGUACCAUUAGAUGGGUGUUCCUAUACCAUUAGAGAGGUUGUUUCUAUACCAUUAGAGGGGGUGUUUCUAUACCUAAAGCCGCUUUUCAAUAUUUAAUGUUUCAGAUUUCUGAUAUUGCUAUAGAUCAUAUUGCCACAUUAAAUAUUACAUUGGAACUGGUCACAUGGGAGGUUAGCUCCUCGGCAUUAUAAGUGCAAUAUUUCAUUUAAAGUUAU
This is a messenger RNA of Ylistrum balloti, 5769 nucleotides long. RefSeq names its product regulator of MON1-CCZ1 complex-like. NCBI's taxonomy places the organism in Eukaryota, Metazoa, Mollusca, Bivalvia, Pectinida, Pectinidae. Bases 1 to 1971 code for a protein of 656 amino acids. The record is from RefSeq and is a predicted model, not a curated record. Gene Ontology annotation, biological process: regulation of autophagy. Gene Ontology annotation, cellular component: late endosome membrane; lysosomal membrane; Mon1-Ccz1 complex. The transcript has 22 exons.